This is a messenger RNA of Cololabis saira (Pacific saury), 4866 nucleotides long. RefSeq names its product leucine-rich repeat transmembrane protein FLRT1-like. Bases 1845 to 4028 code for a protein of 727 amino acids. The transcript has 3 exons. The record is from RefSeq and is a predicted model, not a curated record. NCBI's taxonomy places the organism in Eukaryota, Metazoa, Chordata, Actinopteri, Beloniformes, Belonidae. Gene Ontology annotation, molecular function: protein binding.
GCUGAACCCCUGUAACAGAGCUCUAAAACCCGCUGGAGAAAAAGGAGUCCACCCCCCACCCACUCACUCACCCCCACCAAAGACCAACACGCACACAAACACAGAGAAAAGAGAGAAAGUGGUGCGCAUCCUCGGCGCAAGAGGAGGACCAGGACGGAGCGCGCCGGAGGCGACACCUGUCAUCCCGUCACUAAACACACUUGCUUUUAUUUUAUUUUUCCAAAAACUGAGGAACCCCGAAGACCUGCGGGGAUAAACCAGGGGUUGGAAACAGGGAUCACUCGCACCUACACUGCCGAUGUUUAGAUUGUAUUGCAUCCGCUCAGGGAGAGACCCUGAGCCCUCCGAGGAGAGGGGAAAAAAGAGUCCUGCGAGGCAAUAACGUCAUAUCGAGCCGCUUUGGAGUUGAAGUGCAAGUUGGUGUUGGGUGUAGAUGCGCGCUGAGGGGAAAAGGACCGGGAACAGGAGCACGGCGGGCGAGAGAAACGGGACUUCGGAGGUUUUGCCUCCACCUUUCAGUCGCACGGGCUUUGUCCGCACGUAUUACCCCACAGAAGAAAGGCAAAGUGAAACAACAGGGUGGGAGUUGAGGAGUGCGCAUCGCGGAGCCGCGGCGCGGGCGGACCGAGCAUCCCCCCGGUCCACAGCUCCUGGCCGGGACUUAUCUAACUUAAGAGGAUGAUAUGACCAGGAUCCCCCCGAGGGAAGCAAGUAAAGACAGCAGCGGAAAGGAGAUCACAAAAGGCUGGUGGUCACUAACUCUCAGCCGGUUUCCCUGCUGAAGAAAACACCUGUAAAGUGAAGAAUACACCCGGAUUGUUCAUUUCUACCAGCCUGUCGAGGAACUCCUCGCACUGAGCCACAUUAUAGUGUCAGUCAAAGUGGACUGCGUUCAAUAUACACCAUCAUCUGACUUUCCUGCCUCUGAAGAAAACUUUGUGAAAACUGAAAAGGAAGUAAUAAAAUAUUUAACAGGAGGAGAGUGAGAGUCAAACUGAGAGGAAGAAAGAAGCUUUUGACUUGAAUCCUGAUCAUAAAGUCUGUACUCCUGUCUGCGGAAGCCUGGCAUUCAUAGAAACUGAACAUGUUUGUUAAUGUCACUGAACUGUGGUGUUUAUGUUGUACUAAUUGUGAUUGUGCAACCUCAACAUCAAAUCUUAAUAUAUUUCAAUAGGGGUACUUUGCUGGAUUUUCCUAAGCUACAACGACUUAGCUUCUUCCAUUUCUCUCCUUGUUCAUCUCUCAAAACCACUACCUGGAUAUUCAAAGCAAGUGCAAAACAGCACGGUACUAUUUUUGGACGAGUAUCCAGGAUUGAUUUUGACUUCCGAAAAGGACCCUUGAGCUCUUAACUAACUUCUGACUGACUGUCCAAGUGUAGCACUUGGAUGUGGAGGGGUGGCUUCAGAAUUAGGCCUCUGGACACUCAGUGAAGAUGACUUAAGUUGGCAUGCCUAAAACCCCCUUACCCAGAGUAGGAGAGAGCGCUUUGCAGCAAGACACACAUACACAUGCAAACAACACACAAAUGUGGAUGCCGAGGCGGCUGUGAGCCAUGCUGGUGUUGCUACUUGUGGAGCCCUGGAGUACAGGCUAUCAUCAUCCUUAUCAUCAUUCACCAAAGCUGAGGAAGAUUCAACGGCCUGAAGGGAAGAGGCUAUACUUCUGAACGAUUCAAAAAGGGCUGUGAAACAGUGCUAAGACACAGCCAUCCAAGGCAGCGUCCUCAAUCACACAUACAGACACUGUAAUACUUCUCUGCACAAGUCUCUGGUACAAGAAAAACAAAGCAGCAGCGGACGUGAAAGGCACAGAGCCUGAGCAGUCAAGAGCUGUGCACCAACAUGGCAGCCGAGAGUCUUGCUGAGCUCCGUGAUUGGCUGUUUCUUCUCCUCCUGGUCCUCACCUUAUUGGCUGAGGUGCUAGAGUUGGCAGCCGCGGCCAUUGCCAUGGAGACGGGCGAGGGAGAUGAGGGCAUUGUCUGUCCCUCAGUGUGCCGCUGUGAUGAGGGUUUUGUCUACUGCAAUGAUCGUGGCCUGAGUAUAAUUCCUCCAUUGCCAUUAAUGGCUGCCAUCCUCUACUUGCAGAGCAAUCGUCUGAGUAAUGCUGGGCUGCCCCCGUCACUGGAACGCAGCACUUCCAUACGAGUGAUUUACCUUUACGCCAAUCAGUUGGAUGAAUUCCCUAUACAUCUCCCGCCUUCCUUAAGGGAGCUCCAUUUGCAGGAUAAUAAUAUACGAACGUUACCGCGAUCAGCUCUGGCCAAGUUACCAUUACUAGAACGCUUACACCUGGAUGAUAACUCUAUAUCCACUGUUAGCAUCCAGGACCGAGCGUUCUCUGGGACUCCACGGCUCAGACUUCUGUUUCUGUCUCGAAACCACCUGUCGAGCAUCCCUGCAGGCCUACCAGCAUCACUAGAAGAGUUGCGACUAGAUGACAACCGAAUCAACACCAUUCCCACACAUGCCUUCCGUGGGCUCUCCUCCCUCCGACGCUUAGUUCUGGAUGGAAACCUGCUAGCUAACACACGCAUCGCAGAUGACACCUUUUCUCGUCUAUCCAACCUAACUGAGCUGUCACUGGUCAGGAAUGCUCUGCAGUCUCCACCAGUCAACCUGCCUUCAACUCACCUUGUGCGACUUCAUUUACAAGACAAUGGAAUGACUCACAUACCGAGAGGAGCGCUUGAUGGGAUGCGCCACCUACAGCGUUUGGACCUGUCAGGAAACAACCUGACCAGUCUCCCUCGAGGACUUCUGAGAGACACUGAAAGUCUGGAGUUGCUGUUGCUACGAGGAAAUCCUUGGUACUGUGGGUGCAACGUCCGCUGGCUUCAUGCCUGGCUGCACAGUCGAGGGUCUGGGGUGACAGUUAGAGGUCUUACCUGUCAGGGGCCUGAGGCUGUAAGGGGCCAGGCACUGAAAGACCUUUCAUCUUUGAUGGAGCAGUGUGAAGGCCCCCCUGCUGGUCCCAGUAUUGGAAUCGGAGUGGACCCAGCAGAGAAAGAAAGGGGUGAAGACAGUGUUAGAGGCGGCCAAGCAGUUCCCCCUGGUGGCACCACAAGUACCUCUCUGUUGGUCCCUACACAAGGCUCCCUCUUCACUUUGCGAGCCAAGCGACCUGGCCUUGUUAUGCCUCUGCCACCAGGCGAAAGUGGACAGGUAUCUGGAGAGGCCUUAGAGCUCACUGUAAAACAUCUGUCUUCAGACAGUGUACUGGUGAGUUGGCUGUGCCCCCUGCCAGCCCCUUCCUUUCGCCUUUCGUGGCUGAGGUUAGGUAGCAGUGCAGCUCUUGGUUCAAUAACAGAGACAUUGGUUCCUGGAGAGAGGAGGCAGUAUCUCCUUACCCAGCUCACUCCACGCUCCCAUUACCUCAUCUGCCUGCUGCCAUUACGUCAGGAAGCUUCGUUUGGUGGUUCCAGCAUGGGUUCAUCUAGAGCUGGAAGUAUGGACACAGACAGUAAAGACUCUGCACCAGCCUGUGCUCAGAUAGAGACUGGAGAAGCUCUGGUCAGCUCUGGAAGUGAGGGAUCAGAUAAAGAGGGACAGGACUCAGAACUAACAGCCUUGCCAUUGGCUGGGAUAAUAGGGGGUGCGACAGCAUUGGUAAGCCUCCUCUUAAUAUUUGGAAUCUUUUGCUGGUAUGGACAGAGAACAGGUUACAUGUCUGGGGACUCAGGUUCAUACAGCAGGGGACGCGGUGGAAAACAUUAUGAUGACUAUGUGGAGUCAGGCACCAAGAAAGACACUUCCAUCUUAGAAAUCAGGGCCCCUCCUGCAGGGUUUCAGAUGACAGCUAUGGCACAUCAGCCCCUGCAGCCUAAACUGGAGGAUGUCACCUACAUCCACACCAUAUUCCCCUCUUCCUCCUCUUCCUCCCAACCUAAUGGGACCUACCGAAGCAGCCAUGGAGCUGGCACCAAUGGCACCAUCCUCAGCCAAACCAGCCACCAUCAUGUCACAUAUGGCACCAACCGUGGCUACAGAGAGGGUGGCAUACCUGACAUAGAUUAUGCCUACACGUGAUGAUUCAGGGGACACACUCCCUGAGCCACGAGAACCCCGCGGUUAGUGGCCGUUUCGUCCUUGGUUUCCAAAGUACCCUCUGUGCCUCUGCUGGUUCAAUUCUGAUUGGUUUGCUAAGUAGAGAAGACUGAUUUGAGCUUUGAUGUUGGGACAAUGCUACCGGGUGACAGAACAGGUCUUCUAUACUACUGUUUAUUAGAUAAUACAGUAGGCCCCUUCUUUCAGCUCUACUUAUAGUUAUAAAUGGUUACGUUUUCUUCUUUGGGUAUCUCAGUGUCUUUCAAAUUGUUGUUCUCAGCUCAAAAUAUUACACAGUAACUUAUUUGAGUUUGAUAUACUAGGCUUAGCUGAUUUAGCAGGAGAUAUUUAUAAUAUGAGGAAAAAGAACUUGAUGUGUAUAGAGAUAGCACUCAUAUCUUCCUACCAACUGUAAGCUCUGUGCUGUAUAGAUAAAAAGGAUAACGGAAAGAGGAAUCAAUGGUUGUUAUAACAGAUGACACUGCAUCAUGGAUGACAUGAAAAGAUGUGUUCCUACCCCGUCCUUUCCUCUGGUUUACUCCCCUCCUUUUAAUUUUUUUCUUUUCUCUUUUUUCUUUUUCUUUUUAGCUUAGGCUCUUUUCCUUUCAUUGCUCUGGUGUCUUUUGUGUUGCUGUGAGCAGAGGACGACUUUGUUCUCGCCAAGGGAGCUGACAGCAGUGAUAACAGUUCUGACAGAGACGGGAGACACAACCCACAGCAUGGGGAGACUAAUGAGUGGAAGAGAGAGAGAGAGAGAGAGAGAGAGAGAGAGAGAGAGAGAGAGAGAGAGAGAGAGAGAGAGAGAGAGAGAGAGAGAGAG